Paramuricea clavata is the source of this 4380-nucleotide messenger RNA. Lineage: Eukaryota; Metazoa; Cnidaria; Anthozoa; Malacalcyonacea; Plexauridae. The record is from the annotation of a GenBank genome assembly.
GAAUAAUGAACAUUUGCUAAGUAUUUCACUUCAACCGUUAAAUUGUUAUUCUGUGCUUCAACCUUCUACUACAAACUAUUAACUAUGCUUCAACAAUCAUGAUUCAUAUAUAUACUGUCCAGACAUCUAGUUACAAUAUAUCAAAUCAGUGACAGUGCGAUAAUAUUUACGAUACUUGCUAUACUUAGCAUGUAAUGAGAUAUCAAAUAUCAGUCAUUCAAAAAUUGUUUUGCUAGAUGUCGAAGGUCAACAGAUUAUAAACCAAAGAAUUUAGUUGUGUCGUCUCAUGUUUGGUGAUGAGUUAAAAAACAAAUACUGGCUGUCUACAACGAAAUAUGGAGCAGCGAGUAUUCCGCCUUGUUCUGGUAAUCUUUAUAUCACUUCGACUGAGUUAUGUUGUGGCUAUCAAUAUACAUCAUAAUAUAAGGAUAACUAGCGACGGAUUCGAUUCGCCUCAAUGCGUGGACGUCAACAACACAUUUGCAGCUUGUAAAACGCUGGAUUAUGUUCUCAGCCAUAUCGAAAGUAACGCAAGUUUGGAGAAUUCGACUAAAAUCAUCAUCGAAAGCGGAGUGUACGCUUUAAAUAGAAGCUACAGCUUUGAAAAUAUAAAUAAUUUUCAGAUUAUUGGUGUUGCUGGUGCUCAAGUGUCUAGUUCAUUGAAAUAUAUUAUUAGUGGAGCUGAUGUUGUAAUACAAUGCAAUAUGGGUGCUGGUCUCGCUUUUCUGCGUUCUGAAAAUCUGACAUUUUCCUAUUUAACCUUCCAAAACUGUGGUUCAUGGCAAAACAAUACAAGCAUCAAUAAUCCCAAGUUUUUGGCUGCAAUAUUUAUCGUGUAUAGCAAGAAUUUGGAAGUCAUCGGGUGUCGCGUUUCAAGAUCCCCUGGUGUGGGUGUUAAUCUAUACGAUGUAAAUGGCGAUAUCUUGAUCGAGAAUAGUACGUUUGCAGAAAACUACGCGUUCGAUUCCUGGAAUUUUACAUAUCGUGAUGGAAAGGUCCGUGCAGGCGGUGGACUUCAUAUAGAGUUCACAUAUUGUGGAGCUGUCUAUCCAUUCGAGUGUAAUGAUAUAGAAACAGACAAAUAUAAUCAUGGAAGUCGCUACACCAUCAGAAAUUGCAAAUUUAUUGACAAUACCGGGACAACGGGUCAUGUAUUUAAGCAAACGUUUAACUUGAAUCCGUGUGAGAAAGAUUUCAAUUCUAUUGGUCGUGGUGGCGGAAUUUCAUAUAUUAUCAAAGGCAAUGCAACCGGAAAUCAAUUUCUUGUUGAUAAUUGUACGUUUCUACGGAAUACAGCAGACUGGGGUGGUGGAUACGCAGUAUAUUUCCAAGAUAAUGCAACCAAUAAUUCCUUACGAGUUAUUAAUUCGCGAUUUCUACAAAAUCUAGCUCGGUACGGUGGAGGCGCGGUGAAAUGCGCUACUACAAUAUACGGAACGUUUCGGAGUCUAACAGCCCGUGAACCGAAUUAUUAUUUGCACGAAAAUUGUAUUUUUGAACGAAAUUUGGCGACGGAAGGUUGGGGAGGUGCAUUUUCUGUUUUCGGUUCGACGAGUUAUCUUGGUACACAGGGCUGGCAAGCUAAUAAAACACCGGCAUUUGUGAACUGCCAUUGGAGGGAAAAUUCCGCAACCGCUGGGGCCGCCAUUGGUGCUCUGACUAAACUACCUGAAUUAUGGAGAAGACAAUCAGUAGGACUUGAAGAACGGGGUUUUGGAUUCGCACUUAAACUUGUUAAUAAUACCUUUACCAAAAAUGUUAUCAUUCCCACAAUUCAUAAUGUGACUGUUUUUGGUAUGGGGACUAUCUACACAGUUUUUGUCCCUAUUAUUAUGACGGGGGAUGUUAAAUUUAUUGGAAACUCCAACACUGCUUUGUUGCUAGAUUCUGCGUGUGCUGAAAUCGAUGGGAACGUUUUGUUUCACAAAAAUAAUGGCGUCUAUGGGGGAGCAGUUGGGAUGUAUGGAUCAUCGGCGUUUGUAUUCAAGCCUGGAUCCAAGUUAAUGUUUAAGGAAAAUUCUGCUUCCGGUAUUGCAGGAGCUAUUUACGUGAAAACGGCAGGUCCUAAUAUAGCUGCGUUUUAUCAAACAAUAUUCCAAAGGCAUCGCUGUUUCUUUAGAUACAUUGAUAGCUCCGUUGGUCCUAACGACUGGAAUGUUAGUGUUGUUUUUCAAGGGAACAAUGCCUCGCUCCAUAUUGGCAGAACAUUGUUUGCCAACACUUUACAAUUCUGCAGAUUCGGUCGUUCUGGCUUGAUAAAUGAUGCAAUCAAGAGUUGGAAAAGUUUUAAAUUCGAGAACCACGAUGGACUGCCGUCGAACGACGACCUGGAAGUUGCAACCGAACCGGUUCAGAUCUUAAUUAACCCCAACGAAUGGAAUAACAUAUCACCAAAUGAACAAUUUUCACCUUCAAUUCAACUUUUGGACGAAAGAAACCACAGUGUGUAUGGAUUGAUCAAAGUCUCUAUUAAAGAACAAAGUAGCAGUAAAUCAGUUAACAUUGAAGACGGAGUAUCUCCAUACUUUUAUGUUAAAGAUCAGAUCAAUUCGCUUUGGCUGAGUGGUAAACCUUCGAGCCAUUUCAAUGCAAGUAUUACCUCUCUUCAUUCCCAAUCUAUGAAAAUGACACUGCCCGACCUGACAGUGAAGGAAUGUCCUCCAGGUUAUAUUCAUAGAGAUAAUACGUGUGUAUGCUUGAUUGUUCAGGACAGGAUUAUUGGUAUAUCAAGAUGUGGAGACGACGGAAAAAGUUUGUAUCUUCGCAAAGGAUAUUGGGGCGGUCCUCGACAUAGUAAUGCUAUUAAAGGUAAAAGUUGUUUGUUUUCUGUCGUGGAAUGUCCCUACGGUUACUGCCAAUGUGGGAGCAACAGUAUGAACGGUUUGACUAAUCAAUGUGAAUGCUACUUUAACGCAACUGUUAACCAAUGUGUGGAAGGCCGUGAAGGAAUCUUAUGCGGGGAAUGCAAGGAUGGUUUGAGCGUUGUUAUUGGUAGCUUCAAAUGUCUUCGUUGCCAGAAGAAUGAUACAUUAAUGUUGAUUCCGUUCUUCGUAAUCUUAACAUUCCUGGUAUUUCUUUUCUUGUAUUUUAAACUUGAUUUCUUUUCUGGCUAUCUCAAUUGUUGGUUAUACACUUACCAAAUAAUAUUCCUUCUUCUACCGGAUCAUUUACUCGCCGGGGAUCCUUUCAUGAAUUUUAUUGUGAAAUUGGCAAACAUGAAGUUUGUAUUCGGUAGCUGGUGUCUCUGGGACGGCAUGGAUGAUCUUCAGAAAACCUCGUUUGGCUAUGUGGCGCCGGUCUACCAGAUUUUUGUGCUUUUCGUGUUUAUAAAACUUUCGUCCAAAUUCUCCAUUUUGCAAGGUAAUUUCUUCCGUCCUUUUUGUACGAUUCUGGUUUUGUCGUAUUCCGCUAUCGUGAAUGUCACUUUCAAACAACUGCAACCAGUUCAUAUCUGUUCUGAAUGGCGUGUAUAUAUGUCUGCUAGACUGAAAUUCUUCAGAGACGAACACAUCAUUUAUGCUUCUUUAGCAAUAGUUGUCUUGUUAUUUGUUAUUCUGCCUUUCCCCGUCAUGUUAGCUUACAGUUCGCUCUUUACUGGUCGUUCUCGUCGUCUUUCCCAAAUAAGUAUGCCUUUGCUGGACGUUUUAAAGUCUUGUUAUCGUUCUAAACGUCGUUGGUUCGCAGCUUAUUACAUUGUUUGUCGCCUGAUCGCAGUCUUACUCCACACUUAUAUAUUAGAUAUCAAUGCUCGCCACAAAGUACUUCAAAUAUUCUGUGUGGUAGUUCUGUUACUCUUCCUUUAUCUGAAGCCGUACCAAAACGAUAUCUUAACAAAAAUCGACACAUUCUUUUUGUCUUUCUUGGUCUUAAUGAGCCUGCUGGCCGAAGUCGUUAUAACAUGUUCGUUCUUUGUGUCACAGUUCUUUGACGUAUGUUUUUAUUGCAUCCAUAUUUUGCUGUAUGUUCCCUUUCUUUACUCACUCAUUAUGUUGUAUUAUCAUGGACGACAUUUGGUAAGACAACGCAAACAGAAACGAGGAAACGAUACCGUUAACUGUCAACCUGUUGUCGAGGAGAGCACUGUAGCAGAAAGAACACGGUAUGAACCUCUGUGAAUUUCAAAAAUGUAACAGAUCAUCGCUUAAAUUAGGGAAAUAGCAAUAAGCCAGAUGGCGAAUGCCGCCACGGCGCCAGGAUAUAUCUUUGAUCUGACCAGUGAAACAGUAUAAAAACUGCAACGAUAACUCCGGCUUUGUUUUUGAAGUCAAGAUGGCGGAAAUUGAAGCCCAUCUUGUAGUUAUGCCCUUGGCCCCUACACGGAAAUUCACAAAAUUCAGUACGAAAAAUCUGCAUUAUUUCAUGUAGAAAUUUCGCGAUUUU